AUGUCACAGCGCCCAAAAGCAACACGUCAAGGAACCUCCGAGCUCGAGUUGCCACCAACCACCCUCUCCAAGGUGCAGUUCCAGCAGGUCAGGAACCUGACAAAGGACGACGGCCACUUCAACCUUGUCAGAAACUUCAAUCUCGCAGAUGUUAUCACGCUGUGUAACGGGGCCUGUGGCGCCCUGUCUAUCUUCUCGAACCUGCGAUACCUGAUCACCCACGAAGAGUACUAUCUCUGGCUCGCGAUGUGGUGCAUCCCACUCGGGUUCACUUUCGAUGUUUUUGAUGGCCGUGUUGCUCGUUGGAGAAAGACGAGCUCCAUCCUCGGACAGGAGCUGGAUUCGCUGGCCGACGCUAUCUCCUUUGGCGUCGCCCCAGCCGUGCUUGCGUUCGUGGUCGGAAUGCAGAGUUUCUUGGACACGGUCGUGCUGACCUGCUUUGUUUGCUGUGGAAUUGCGCGUUUGGCGCGUUACAACGCCACGGUCGCGAUCUUGCCCCACGACAGCGAUGGCAAAGUGGAUUACUUUGAGGGCACACCUAUCCCGACAUCGAUUGCACUUGUGGGUGUGAUUGCGUACCUGGUGCACCAUGGCCAGACUGGAUCCCAGUUGCCGGGUGGGUUGAUCGAGAUCGUGCCGGGGUAUUCAUUCCAUGCCAUGGUUGCCAUGUUUGGUAUCAGUGGUACUCUCAUGGUCAGUAAAUCGCUCAGGAUCCCCAAGUUGUAA
Messenger RNA from Linnemannia hyalina, 726 nucleotides. Lineage: Eukaryota; Fungi; Mortierellomycota; Mortierellomycetes; Mortierellales; Mortierellaceae. The record is from the annotation of a GenBank genome assembly.